AUAUACUGCGAACCAUCGUAGUAACCAAAUACUGUAGGGAAUGAAAAAAAAUUUCAGAGUAUCAUAUUAGUUAAGAUCUAUUUUAAAGACCUUAAGCAAGGAAUAUUAAACAAUGGCUCCAAAGGGAAAGAAAGUCGCUCCAGCUCCAUUAGCUACCAAGAGCUCCAAGACCACCAGUGUCAAGAACCCAUUAGUUGACUCUACUCCAAAGAAUUUUGGUAUUGGUCAAUCUAUUCAACCAAAGAGAAACUUAUCAAGAUUCGUCAGAUGGCCAGAAUAUGUUAGAUUACAAAGACAAAAGAAGAUUUUAUCUUUAAGAUUAAAGGUCCCACCAACCAUUUCUCAAUUCCAACACACUUUAGACAAAAACACUGCUGCUCAAGCUUUCAAAUUAUUCAAUAAAUACAGACCAGAAACUGCUAUUGAAAAGAAACAAAGAUUAACCAAAGAAGCUGCUGCUGUUGCUGAAGGUAAAUCCGCCAAGGAUGUUUCUCCAAAGCCAGUUGUUGUCAAAUACGGUUUAAACCAUGUUGUUUCCUUAAUUGAAAACAAGAAAGCUAAGUUAGUUUUAAUUGCUAACGAUGUUGACCCAAUUGAAUUAGUUGUUUUCUUACCAGCUUUAUGUAAAAAAUUAGGUGUUCCAUACGCUAUUGUCAAGGGUAAGGCUAGAUUAGGUACUUUAGUUCACAAGAAAAACGCUGCCGUUGCUGCCUUAACUGAAGUAAAUGCUGCUGAUGAAGCUGAAUUAGCCACUUUAGUUUCUACCAUUAACGCUAACUUCAUUGAAAAAUACGAAGACAACAGAAGACACUGGGGUGGUGGUAUUAUGGGUGCUAAAGCUCAAGCCAAGGCUUUAAAGAGAGCCAAGCUUGCUGCUACUCCAACCAACAACUAAAUGUAGUAAACUACGAUUUCAUAUCACGAGCUUGUUGAAUAUAGAAUUGUUUGAAGUAACCUCUUCUAUUAUUGUUAAUUAGUUCUACUUCGUUAAAAUAUAAUAUAUACGCACGUUUUAACAGGCUUUUGUAAUAUGUCCGAUAUUAAAGCUAGCUUUAUAGAACUACCCAUUUAGAGAAGUUUUAGAGUUAGUAUGUAGUAAAUUAUAAUAUAAUUCGAAUUUUCAUCUAGUAAUAGGAUUUGCUGGUUCAGCAUUCUACCUAUUGCUACCAAUUCGUAAACCAUGUUAAUAAUAAAAUAUAGAUGCCGAGUAAAUUCUAAAGUUUUUGCAACCGACUUAACUAUCUCAUAGUCGGUAGUGCCACAGCAG
This is a messenger RNA of Scheffersomyces amazonensis, 1267 nucleotides long. It is a transcript of the gene RPL8B, whose product is annotated as 60S ribosomal protein eL8. Gene Ontology annotation, molecular function: RNA binding. The transcript has a single exon. Lineage: Eukaryota; Fungi; Ascomycota; Pichiomycetes; Serinales; Debaryomycetaceae. The record is from RefSeq and is a predicted model, not a curated record. The coding region runs from base 113 to 895 and encodes 260 amino acids. Gene Ontology annotation, biological process: ribosome biogenesis; maturation of LSU-rRNA. Gene Ontology annotation, cellular component: cytosolic large ribosomal subunit.